Chenopodium quinoa (quinoa) is the source of this 630-nucleotide messenger RNA. Its product is annotated as STS14 protein-like. Lineage: Eukaryota; Viridiplantae; Streptophyta; Magnoliopsida; Caryophyllales; Amaranthaceae. The record is from RefSeq and is a predicted model, not a curated record. The transcript is spliced from 3 exons. The coding region runs from base 1 to 630 and encodes 209 amino acids.
AUGGUCCAUCUUGUAACCACUCUACUGAUUCUCUUGUUCAUCUCAUCGGCCUACGCCCAAGCACCGCCACCACAACCACCAUUGGCAGGCCCAGCCCAAGAAUACUUAGAUGCACACAACCAAGCCAGGGCCCAAGUUGGGGUGGGCCCACUCAAGUGGAGCCCAAAUCUAGAAAACGCGACGGCCCGUUUAGCGAUGUACCAGAGGAUCAAGUUCAACUGCCAAUUUGCGGACCUUAACAAGAGCAAGAUCAAGUACGGGGCGAAUCAGCUGUGGGCCCAAGGUUCUUCGGUGGGCCCCAAAACAGCGGUGGACGCGUGGGUGGCGGAGAAGAAAUACUAUAACCACGAGAAGAACUCGUGCGAAGAAAACCGACAGUGUGGGGUGUACACGCAAGUGGUGUGGCGGAAGUCUGUGGAGUUGGGGUGCUCACAGACUAGUUGUGUUAAAAAUGGGACGAGUUUGAUUUUUUUGCAAAAUCUUAGAGUAGAACAUUGGGAUGCAGCUCUGGAGGUUGUGAGAUAUUUGAAGAAAAAUCUGUUUCGUAGAAAAUCAAGAAACAACAUAGGAUUUCACGUUCCUCAGCAAAAGCUGAAUAUCAUAUUGAUCGAUGGCAGUGAUGACUUGUGA